AUGGUGGCACCGCUACGAAAUGGUCUGCUCCGGCAGGCAGCGACAUGUCUCCGCCAACAACGGCCCACGCCCAUACGACCCAUCUCCCGCGGUGCGCUUCGACGACUGGCCUCCACACUUGCAGUCCUCGAACAACGAGAAGGCAAACUGAACAUGGGCUCCCUUGCCUCGAUCUCCGCCGCCCAGAAGCUCGGAGGUAGGAUCCACGGCUUCGUCGCCGGUCCCAACAUCAAGAGCGUCGCAGACGAAGCGGCAAAGAUCGAUGGCUUGGAGAAGGUCAUAUACGUCGAGAACGCAGACUACGAGAAGGGACUUCCCGAGAACUGGGCACCACUCCUCGUGGAGAACAUCAAGAAGGGUGGUUACAGCCAUGUCAUGGCAGGCCACUCCGCGUUCGGCAAGAACUUGAUGCCUCGCGUGGCGGCUCUCAUGGACGUUCAACAGAUCAGCGACAUCACGGACAUUGAGAGUGAGGAUACGUUUGUGCGGCCCAUCUAUGCUGGAAAUGCAAUUUUGACGUUGCAGAGUAGUGACGCCACGAAGAUCAUCACGGUGAGAGGCACCGCGUUCCCAGCUGGUUCUGCCGAGGGAGGCAGUGCGAGUGUCGAGGAGGGAACGGAUCCAAAGGCGGCGUGUCCGGUGGAGUGGGUCAGCGAGGAUCUGGCGAAGAGCGAUCGACCGGAUCUGGCGACUGCUGAGAAGGUCGUGUCGGGAGGGCGAGGUCUGAAGUCGAAGGAGGAGUUUGAGAAGAUUAUGCCGCCGCUUGCUGAUGCGCUGGGAGCUGCCAUCGGGGCUAGUCGUGCGGCUGUGGACUCGGGCUUUGCCGACAACAGUCUGCAGGUUGGACAGACGGGGAAGAACGUUGCGCCGCAGUUGUAUCUGUGUGCGGGUAUCUCUGGUGCCAUUCAACAUUUGGCUGGCAUGAAGGAUUCGAAGGUUAUUGCUGCGAUUAACAAGGACCCGGAUGCGCCGAUCUUCCAGGUGGCUGACGUUGGACUUGUUGGGGAUCUGUUUGAGAAGGUGCCAGAGCUUACUGAGAAGCUUAAGAAGGCAUAG
Molecule: messenger RNA, 1056 nt
Organism: Fulvia fulva
Lineage: Eukaryota; Fungi; Ascomycota; Dothideomycetes; Mycosphaerellales; Mycosphaerellaceae
Product: putative electron transfer flavoprotein subunit alpha, mitochondrial
Exons: 1
Coding region: 1-1056 (351 amino acids)
Cellular component (GO): mitochondrion
Molecular function (GO): flavin adenine dinucleotide binding; electron transfer activity
Source: RefSeq, a predicted model, not a curated record